AUGAAGUUUAUUACGGCUAUCGCCACCAUUGUCCUGGUUUCGACCUCGGUCGUAGCCCUCCCAGCAGAGCCCAUCGCCACUCCAAACCCUCACAUCGAGCCAAUGUGGUCGAAAUGCACCAAGUUCUACCAAGCAACCCGUGGAGAGACUUGUGCGUCCCUUGCCUCCAAAAACAACCUUACAGUCGCCGACAUCAUGGGCCUGAACCGGGGCAUCGGCGGCCAGCGUGGAUGCCAGAUGGGCAAUAUCAUUGAGGCGUACUGGUACUGUGUAAAGCCAGAGGGCUGGUAA
Colletotrichum orchidophilum is the source of this 291-nucleotide messenger RNA. RefSeq lists its product as uncharacterized. The record is from RefSeq and is a predicted model, not a curated record. Lineage: Eukaryota; Fungi; Ascomycota; Sordariomycetes; Glomerellales; Glomerellaceae. The coding region runs from base 1 to 291 and encodes 96 amino acids. The transcript has a single exon.